AUGAAAAUUAUAAAUGAAAAGAGAUAGGAAAGUAAAUAAGAGAAUAAAGAAGAAAAUAAAGAAGAAAAUAAAUAAGAAAAUUAAGAAGAAAACAAAGAAGAAUACAAAGAAGAAUACAAAGAAGAAUACAAAGAAGUACAUAAGGAAGAAAAUAAAGAUGAAAAUAAAGAUGAAAUUAAACAAGAAAAUAAACAAGAAAAUAAUGACGAAAUUAAAGAGGAAAAUAAAUAAGAACAUAAAGUAGAAAAUAAAGAAAAAGGUUAAGAAGAAAAUAAAGAAGAAAGUUAAGAAGAUAAAUUAUAGGAUAAUAAAGAAUAAAAUAAAUAAGAUUAUUAAGGAGAAAAUCAACAAGAAAACAAAAAUGAAAAUAAUUAAGAAAAUAAAUAGGAAAAUAAAGAAGAAAAUAAAGAAAUACCAAAAGGCGAAAAUAAAGAUGAAAAUAAAAUAGAAAAUUAAGAAGAAAAUAAACAAGAAUCUUAAGGAGAAAAUAUAAAUGAAAACAAUAAUAAAUAAAAAUAAGGAAAUAAAUAAGAAGACUAAAGCGAAAACAAAGUAUAAAAAAAUGAAGAGAAUUAGCCAAAUUAAUAAUAAGAACAAUUAAAUAAUAAUUAAGUAGAUAAUAAUAAACAAACUGAAGUAAAUAAUUAAGAAAAUAACUAAAUUAAUAAUUAAGAAUAAUAAAAUAUUAAAUAGGCUAAUAAUGAACAAUAAAAGUAAUAAGCAGAAUAUUAGUAAAUUGAUGAAAAUCAGAAAUUAAAUUAGAAUAAUAAUUAAUAAAAAUAAUAGCAAGAAAUGCAAUAAUAUUAGUAUUAAUAAUAAAACUAAUAAGAAAAUUAAUUAAAAAAUUGCGAUUAAGAUAAAUAAUAAUAAAUUUAGUAAGAUGAAAAAUAACAAGAAAAAUAGUAAGAAAAAAAAGUAGAAAAAUAAGGAAAAAAAAAGAGAAGAAAAGAAGAAAAAAACAAAGAAAAGCAAGAAGAAAAAAAGGAGGAAAUACAAGAUAGUAAUUAAAAAUAAAAAAAAUAUUAAUUUAAUUGA
Messenger RNA from Ichthyophthirius multifiliis, 1035 nucleotides. RefSeq lists its product as hypothetical. The transcript is spliced from 2 exons. Lineage: Eukaryota; Ciliophora; Oligohymenophorea; Hymenostomatida. The record is from RefSeq and is a predicted model, not a curated record.